Molecule: messenger RNA, 3298 nt
Organism: Microtus ochrogaster (prairie vole)
Lineage: Eukaryota; Metazoa; Chordata; Mammalia; Rodentia; Cricetidae
Product: G protein-coupled receptor 83-like
Biological process (GO): G protein-coupled receptor signaling pathway
Cellular component (GO): neuron projection; plasma membrane
Molecular function (GO): neuropeptide binding; neuropeptide Y receptor activity
Source: RefSeq, a predicted model, not a curated record
GUGCGCACGACUCCUUGCCUGCAGCAGUAGGCUGUGAGCGCAGAGCCAGAGACACCUCAGGCUCUGAAGUGCGCUGGGACCUGGAUGGACUGGCGGCUCGUCCGCCAGUCCGUUUUCAUCUCUCCUCUGCCUAACCAGCACACUGAGGCUGGUAGGCUCCUAGCUUUCCAGUCCUUCUCCGCAUAGAACGUUCUAAGGUGGAACCAGGAGUUUCUGUUUGUGAAGAUUUGGAAAAGGACUUCAUCAUCUAUAUCCUUUCUUCUCCCUAAACAAAAAUGAACAUUUCUUUGCUGUCACAAAUGGAAACUAUAAUUGAUUGGUUCCGACCAAAUAUCAGUUGGGUUCCACUGAUCGAGGAUCAAAAUUACAGUCACACAAGUGUGAAUAGAACCAACUCAACUGCAGAAUGGGAAUAUCCAACAGAAUCAAUGAGAAAAUGGUUAGGGAACAAUGCCCACAUCAUUGCUAAGGUUGUGCUGAGUAUUGCAUAUGUUAUCACCACAAUUGUAUCUCUCUUUGGCAACUGCCUGGUAUGCCAGGUUUUUCUCAAGCACAAUGAAAUCAAAAAAUCAACGGGCCUUCUCAUCUUCAAUCUGGCAGUAUCUGACAUUACGAUAAUCCUCCUCAACUGUCCAUUUGCUAUGACUCGUUUCCUGGCUGGCCAGUGGGUGUUUGGUAGGUCCCUGUGUCAUGUCAGUCGUUUCGCUCAGUACUGCUCCCUCCAUGUUUCAACUCUUACACUUAUGGCUGUUGCCAUGGACCGGCACCGGGUAAUUCUGCACCCAAUGAAACCAAGGCUAACAUACUCCCAAAGCUUAAUGGUUGUUGCCGUGAUCUGGAGUAUUGCUAUAUUCCUUGCUCUUCCACAUGCAAUUUACCAGAAUCUAUUCAUCUUCUUGAACGAGGAUGGUGUUGCCAUGAGCUACUGCCUCCCUUCCUUUCCUGGACCCAGCCAGCUGGUUUCGAAAUAUGUGGACCUUGGUACAUUUAUCUUGCUGUACGUUCUGCCACUUAUGGUGAUUGUUGUAACCUAUUCUCACCUAGGAAAGAGGCUGUGGCUCCAGAAUGCUAUUGGCGAUGCAUCUGCCCGUCAACUGAUGGCACACUACCAGAAGCGGAAGAAGAGCAUCCGGAUGCUGAUACUUAUUGUGUUGGUCUUUGCAGUUUGUUGGUUUCCACUUAAUUUCUAUGUGGUUCUUAUAUCCAAUGCAGGCGUAGAGAAUGAUAGCGUGCUUUUUUAUGCCUUUCACUGGUUGGCAAUGAGCAGCACCUGCUACAAUCCUUUCAUCUACUGCUGGCUCAACAGGAGCUUCCGUGCCAAACUAAGAUCGGUAACAUCUUUAAGAGUGCAAGCACUGUUUUUAUGCAAGAGCUCCCAGGUUCAGAAAAUAAAUGCACCUGAGAGUCAUGAGCUUCAGGAACUCAAGGCAUCUUCACUGCUACGAGUUCCCCUGGCUGUUCCAGAGGCCCCGGUAGUUGAGGAUCCCAGUUUGGCUACAGGGGAUAAUUCCCAGGGUUCUGUUCAGGGGGAUUCGUCAGAUCCAGAUCCCUCCCUAGAUGAAGAGGUGGCGGCGGGGCCCUCCACCCAGGAUGCUUACUUUUGCAUUCACGUGCAGACUACCAGUCACUAAGUUGGGCACCCAUCUGAUCCAUCAGAACCUUGCUUAAUGAGUACCUUCGCACAGACAAUUCAGUCAGCGAUGGCAUAACCUUUAACUUAGAUGUUGAGUACAGUGUUUUACUAUCAUGUGCACCCUCACAGUCUUAGUUCUGGCGUCAGAACUCUACUUGAUAAGUCCACUGUGCCAUAAUGUGGAGAACUGACUGGCCAGACCCUGAAGGAAUUCGUUGUUACUUACCUUAAGUACCUUUGAAGAUGAACUUACAAGAACUAGAUAUCCUGAAUAAGAGUCUUUCUUUGCCUCCAGCUUUGACCUGUGAUUAUUGCUAGUAGUGAUAGUGAGAUGGAGGAACUGUGAUUGAGAGAGGUCUGUGUAAAGCAUUACUAGGAAGACCACUUGCCAGCCCCUCUCUACCGUUGGGAACACCCUUUUCUCCACUGCACUUGUGCACCGACUUGGUGCUGUCAUAUAAUGACUUUCUGCAUCAACUUAGUCUGAGGCAAAUACUCAUGGCAAGGAACAAGAAAUACUGCUGAGCGACUCUGGACUUUCAUUACCCCAUCUUUGUAAAUGUGACUCUGUAUACCCAGUCUACAGAUCUUUGAUGUUAGACUGAUUUCCCCAGCUUCAGAUAUCUCAUCUUGUAGAUUACUAUGGACUUUAUCUGGAGGAAUUACUUGGACUUUGAGCUAACUGAACUAGUGUAUACAGGCAUAUGUGGUCUCUGAUGAAUUUGUUGAACUUUCCUAUCAAAACUGGCCAUCUGAAUUGACUAUUAACUGACUGGUGGUCAUACCUUUCUCCUAAUACUUUCACAACAAGCAGAUCAGCACCCCCACCCCCAAACUAUUCCCUAUCAACUAUAAUUUGUCAUACCUUAACAUGACAUAAUCAAGUGCAUACAUGCACACACAUGCAUACACUUUUAUGUUCACACAGGUAUAAGCAUGUAUAUAUUGCUCCUUGUUACCUCUCAUGCUAUCCACCUGCCUGGUGCUCUCACUUAUUUCUACCUGUAAUUUUCAUGCUCACUGAGCCUAGACAAGAUUUCAUGCCUUAAAGUGAAGUCUUGGAGGCUCUGAGAUUGUGGCAACUUUUUGCCUCUGUUAACAGCAUUUCCUUACAGUUGGUGCUUCACUUUGUUUGAUUUGAUUUGAUUUUUUUGAUGUUGUCUAUCUCCCUGUGAAAAUUGUACAGAUUCAAAAUCAAAUUUGUGUUCUCAUGUGCUAAUUCCAUUCCUUUGCUUUUUCUAUGCUUUUCUCUAACUGAAUCAAGUUCAUUUUAUUUCCCUUUCUCAUAUACCCAUUUCAACCCAGUUCACUUUAGUUGAUAGUCUACAUUCUCUUUUGUUGAUUAUUUCAGUCUCACCCAUACGGUGUUAUACACUCCCUUCCGGAAGUACCCUCAUAGUCUACAACACUGCUUCUCUCUCCUUUCAACAUUCCACCCAGGUGCUCACUUUUCCAGAUUUGUUUGUCCUAGGAUAUUUAAUCUUGGAUUUUGGUUGCUGCCUUAACCAGAGGUUCAGAACUUCCUGUGCUGAGGCUCAUCAUCUCUUCACUAACUGAAGCCUCCUCAUUUCCGGUGCUUUGUUCCAUUGUAGACUCUAGUCCUUCUUUCUGUUUGCUUCCCCUGCUUUGCUUUUCCUCUCUCCCACCUUCCCUCUCUUUCUCUCU